Molecule: messenger RNA, 2561 nt
Organism: Phoenix dactylifera (date palm)
Lineage: Eukaryota; Viridiplantae; Streptophyta; Magnoliopsida; Arecales; Arecaceae
Product: putative glycosyltransferase At5g25310
Molecular function (GO): glycosyltransferase activity
Source: RefSeq, a predicted model, not a curated record
UAUAUACUCCUCCACCCCCAUCCCCCCUCCGUCUCUCUCUCUCUCUCUCUAUCUCUCUCUCUUAUUUUAAUAUAUAAUCGUGAGAGAGCCGACUCCUUCUUCUUGCCUCCUUGGUGGCGGCUACGAAUCUCGGAAUUCCCGCAAGCAAAGAAUAGAAGUAGCCAGAGAUCGAAGGGAAACGAAUCGAAUCCUCUUUCUGACUAUUCUUAAUCCCGCCGUCUCAUCUCUUUCUCUUUGCGAGAAGAAUGGAAUGCCAGUCUUUUGGUGGUUGGAAUCAGGCCCUCGUCCUCCUCCUCCUCUCCUCCACCGCCAUCCUCCUCUUCUUUGCCUCCGACCGCGGCGAUGGGGUUGGCGGCGGAGUCUCCAACCCGAUCGCCUCCCCCUCCGAUCUCACCUCUUCCUUGUCCCUCCGAUCGCCGAAGAGGACCCCGAGGCCCCUUCUAGACCAAUUUCCCCGCACUCUCCAUCAAGAACCCGACCGCCUCGUCCUCCAAACAAAGAAGUCCAAGGAGAGAUCGCGAAGAGGAGUGGAGGAAGAGCUCGCGAGAGCGCGACGCGCCAUCCGAAGAGCCGCCGCCGCCGCCGCCGCCGAAUCCUCCCGGGGAAACGCAUCGGGAAACGUUUUUCAUGGAGAAGACGUCCCCCUCGCUGCAAUCUACCGCAACCCCGCCGCCUUCUUCCAGAGUUACGUGGAGAUGGAGAAGCGGUUCAAGGUGUACGUGUACGAGGAAGGGGAGCCGCCGCUGGUGCACGAGGGGCCCUGCAAGGACAUCUACACCACGGAGGGGCGCUUCAUCGAGGAGCUCGAGCAACAGCAGCAGGAGGAGGAGGGAGGCGUGAGGACGUGGGACCCGGCGAGGGCGCAUGCCUUCUUCCUUCCCUUCAGCGUGGCCAAGAUGGUGCGGUACGUGUACAAGGACCAGAGCUGGGACCAGGCCCCCAUCAAGCGCUUCGUCAACGACUACCUCCGGGUGAUCGCCUCCAAGCAUCCCUUCUGGAAUCGCACCGCCGGGGCCGACCACUUCAUGCUUUCCUGCCACGACUGGGGUCCGCAUGCAUCCAGAGCCAACCAGGAGCUUUACCGCAACUCCAUCCGUGCCCUCUGCAACGCCAACACCUCGGAGGGCUUCCUCCCCAACAAGGAUGUCAGCAUCCCGGAGAUCCACCUCCACGACGGCAACAUCCCCCGCCAGCUCCUUUCCACUCCCUUCCCGGACCUCUCCGACCGCCCCUACCUCGCCUUCUUCGCCGGCGGCAACCACGGCCCCAUCCGCCCCCUCCUCCUCCACCACUGGAAGGGCCGCCACGCCGACCUCCCCGUCUACGAGUACCUCCCCAGGGGCCUCGACUACUACUCCUUCAUGCUCAAGUCUCGCUUCUGCCUCUGCCCCAGCUGCCACGAGGUGGCGAGCCCAAGGAUCGUCGAGGCCAUCUACGCGGAGUGCGUGCCGGUGCUGAUAUCGGAGAGCUACGCGUUGCCGUUCGGUGACGUGCUGAGGUGGGAGGCGUUCUCGGUGUCGGUCCCGGUGGCGGAGAUUCCGAGGGUGAGGGAGGUGCUGGAGAGAGUGGGGGAGGAGGAGCUGAGGAGGCUGAGGGAAGGAGUGAAGGCAGUGAGGAGGCAUUUUGUGCUCAACCACCCGGCCAAGAGGUUUGAUGCGUUCAAUAUGAUACUGCACUCGGUCUGGCUCAGGAGGCUCAACGUUAAGCUCAAUUAAUGUGGUCUUGGUGGUGGUAUAGAUCAGUUGGUACGAGGCAGGCUCAGCUUCGUUUUUAUUGUUGGUUGUUCCAUUUUGAUGGGAAAUAGUGGCCCUUUAGUUCUCUCUCUCCCUUGCUUUCUCCUCUCAUCUCGUCUCGAUGUCUCGUCGUUUGUAGAUGAUAACGUUGUUGUUACUUCCUCCGAGGAGUUGUAUUUUAAUGCCCAGGGGAACGUCUCCCAGUGUGGUCUUUACCUUUUGAAUGAUUCUACGAGAAAUUCUCAAAACGGGUUCAGACAUGAAGCUGUUCAUCCUAAAAACGAGUACCCAAAGUACAAACCUUGCCCAUAGUCAAUAAAACGCAGGAAGUUUAUAAUAGUAGCUGAAGCUGCAUUCAGACAAUCUUUCCACACAGAGUCAUAACAGCUGACGUCAAACACAUCUCCAAUUUCUUAGCAAAAAAAAAAACGAAUACUAAAAAACUCAGCAGACCCAUGGAUUAUCAAUAUCAAAGCCAGCAAUACAAUCCAGUUCCCAGUCAUUAGCAAACAUCAUAACAAAAGCCUGUCUCCCUAAUGCCACUGAACUGUAAAGAAUAGUUGUACCAAAAAAAAAAAAACUGUAAAGAAUAGUUGCCAGUUUUCCAUCACCACAUCCUUUUAUCAUAAACUCGCCACCUUGUUAAGAGACUAACAAAGUUCAACAAGCUCAGCCAAAAGAUGUUAGAGACGUAGAGGGAUGAUCACAUAACAGAGUAGAUCCUGGGGAGUGUGCCCAUAGGGGAAUAAAUAAACGACAGGAUUCUUAUUGAUCUAUAUGUUUGAAUUAAAUAAUAAUCCUACAAAUUCUAUCACUGGAAAAAAAAAA